Messenger RNA from Amyelois transitella, 4602 nucleotides. Its product is annotated as sodium-dependent proline transporter. Gene Ontology annotation, biological process: sodium ion transmembrane transport. Lineage: Eukaryota; Metazoa; Arthropoda; Insecta; Lepidoptera; Pyralidae. The transcript has 11 exons. The record is from RefSeq and is a predicted model, not a curated record. Gene Ontology annotation, cellular component: membrane. Bases 110 to 1600 code for a protein of 496 amino acids.
UCGAACGAAAACUGUUUCCCACACGGCUGAUGCCGAUUCAGAAUCCACUGAUGAUCAUCCUUUGGUACCAGAUCGCUGGUCGAACAACAUAACUUACCGCCAACUUGUGAUGUCGUCUUGCAUCGGAAUCCUACAGAUGUGGUGGCACCCUUACAUCCACGACCUAUCCCAACUGUUACCCUUUAUAUUCCUGUACAAUUUGUUCAGUUUGUUCGUGGGGUAUCCCAUGUUUUAUUUGGAGCUGGCUAUAGGAGUGGUCACGAAGAAGGGUGUGUUAAAUUGCUGGGAUUUGGCGCCAAUGGCUAGAGGAAUCGGCUACGCCAUGCUACUCUGCGCACUAUUCACUGCCUUCACGUUAAGCGCCGUGUGCGCAUGGUCCUUAGCGCUGCUGGUACAUUCGUUCCACUCGUUCCUGCCGUGGUUGCACUGCGCUGCGCAGGCGUCGCCGCCGUGUGCAGCCAGACAUCGGCUGUUGUCGCCCGAUAGCGAAACGCCCGCGCAGUCUUUCUUUUUCAAUUUUGUCUUAAACUUGAAGAGGUCGGGCCUGGAGGGCGGGCUGGGCGACGUGGUGUGGGAAGUAUCCUGUUAUUUCGUCAUCAGCUGGCUGCUCAUCUACUGCAUUGCUAUCAAACGCAUUUACAGCUUUUCUAAGUUGGUGCUGUUCAAAGACGUACUGACGUACUUGAUGCUGAUCUGCUGCGCUAUAGGCGCGUUCCGGCUGGACGGAUCCUUGAAGAUAUUCCAAAUUUGCGACUGGGGAGUUUUGCUUAGAGGCACGAAGAUAUGGCGGGAGGCAGUAGAGUACUCUCUCAUCCAAAUGACGGUCUCCCAAGGUUCCCUCGUGAUGCUAGGCUCGUACUGCCCCAAACAGCAGCACAAGCUGGGGACCACUUCGCUUCUGGCCUUCCUCGUAUCCAAGACCAGUUGUAUGACCAGCGCCAUGGUGCUGGGAGCGGCGCACGGAGCAUUGUAUACUGAUUACGACAAUAGCACGAAUAUUUGGAAAGGCGCCUCAUCGUCAAUGAUUCUGUGGUCUGACUACGUGACCCGAGUGCCAGGCAGUCAGUUUUGGUCGGCGCUACUAUUUUUCACCAUAUUUGUUUUAUCACUUACCAGUUGCGCAUUAUUAGUGCAGACAAUAAUGUCGACGUUCUCCGGGCGGUCGGUGCGCAAGAUCACGUGGAUCUUCCUUGUUGUCAUCUGCUUCUUGUUCUGUCUGCUCGGGAUUAUGACGUUGUGCACGCAGGCGGGGUUAUACACCGUGAACUUCCUAAUGGAUUGGCCGGUGACUCGGCCCAGGGCUGCCAUAGCGGCGGUCGUGGGCUUCGUCGUGACCUUCGUUUACGGUCAGACCACCUUCUGCGAAGAUGUGUACUUCGCCGUUAGGGAAUACCCCAGCGUUUUCAUGAGGAUCUGCUGGGCUAUUUCGCCACCUAUUACUAUGUUCAUGUUUCUGACCGGCACUGGACUGUGGCCUCCCCAUGGAGCUAUGGUGGGGUGGCUGCUAGUGAUGAAGACGAUCACGCCAAUAUUCUUCGUCAUGACGUUUUACGCCAUUUUCAAGAUCAGAGUCCGGAAUAUAGUGCGCAGCGAGAAGUGAUUUGUAUCGAUAAUGAUCGUUUGUAAAGUUUUCUAAUGAUUAUUACGGUUUUGUGAUAUUGUACAGUGUGGUAACAAAAAUAAAGUGUUAUUUUUGUACAACAUAAUAGUAUUGGACCCACAGAACUUUUAAUGAAUAUCUGAAUAAACAAUCUUAUACUGUGUAUAUUUAAAAUUUGUCCUAUUGCAACAAUAAACUGAAAAUACGUACCUAAAUGCUGGGAAACCGAAGAAAAGAUUAUUUCAGAAUGACACCAUAUUUUAUUCACAAAAUUUUCAUAACACCAAUUUGUUACCAAAAUAAAGGAUUAUUUUAUAUUAGUCAUACACACAUAUCCACAUAACAACUUAGGAAAUUCGAUUAUAAUAGACAACAAACAUACGAUAAUUUGUAUUUUUAUAUAUUUUUUCGUCUUUUUUAUUUGUAUGUCGUGGUCUAUUACAACCAACGGGAGUAUUUUAACACAUUUUUAAUCAAAUAGUUUCAAACAUAAUACAUAAGUUUCUCUUUCAUUGGGGAAAACACUCCACAUUAAUACAGCCUUGGAUCUUAACACUAAAAUUAACUGAAACUUAAAUAAUGAACUUCUCAUAUAAAAAUAAUAUUAAAAUUAAUGUUAUUACAUACACCAUUAACCUAAGUAGAUAGACCGCCAACACAUUCAUUGUUUUCUGUUAUCAUAUUGUUUUACUUUAGCAUUCUAUUGCACAUUUAUAUGGAAAUCUAAAAAGCACGAAGUUAUUUCAGAUCAAUCAGAAAAUCCAGAAACGGUAACGUAGUUAUGACAAUCUAUAAACAUUGAUUGCACCAAAAAGGUCUGGAGACUAGAUGCGAUUUUAAGAUACGCUUGUUCUUAUUACGUCGCCUGACGGCGGUUGGCCGGAUGAGUAGCUAUGUAUGGCUUAAACAUUAUGCAUUUCUAGCUUCAACAUCACGCACAGAAGAGCCAAAUUGUUGAUUGCCUCUCCUCGAAAUAGCACCAGUCAUUCGUCGAAAAUGAGAAAUAAGUUGAUUUUAGACAAGGUACGAACAUCACAUCGAUAAAAUUUGACACGUGUGCUUUGCAUUUAAUAUUAAAUUCUCCAUUUAGGCGUACGUAUUCGUGAAGAAGCGACAAACUAUGUUUACUACAUCCAUAUCACGUUUUGUGCAGCUAAAGGAUGAGAGCGGGUCUCUUAAAGAAAUACAAUUCUUAAUUCUACUACUCAUAACUGAUAAGCUCUCUUUUUAUUUCGAUUGAAGCGUUUAACAUUCACUAAUAUGAUCGUAAUUUGAUUCGUAGUCUAACAUUCAUUAUAUGCGCAUAUAAUUUUUAUAAGCGUUAAACACUAAAUACUGUUGAUAUAUAUAUUAGACAAAUAGUGAUUGCAAUGAUUCUUAUGGUAAUAUUGUAACUAUUGUUUAAAUCUAAAUAUUAAAUUGCUUAUGAGCCGCCGCAGAUUGAACGAUUUUCAUAUUAAUUGAAAGCCAACAAAAUAGCAAAAUGGCUGCUUUUUCAUUCGGCUAUCGUUUGCUUUAUUUAAAAUGAGUCUACCAAAACGUUGGUAUAUUUGAGCGACGUUGUUAUAGGGACAGUUAUUCACGUUGAAAUAUAUUUGAUAAAAAAAACUACGCUAAAUAAUAUUUUAAUUCAAAACUACCAGGAACGUUAAGUCGUUUAAAUCUUUAUACUAAAAUGUACAUAAUGUAACAAUUCGUAAAUCUAUACAGACGUGUCAAUGAAUUUCGAUAGAAAAUAUAUUUUUAAUCAUUAAAUGACCGGACCAAAUAACGAAGUAUUAGUUUUUAAUUAAAGAGCGCAAACUGCAUUUACACCAGUGGGGUUAGUGUGGGUUAUACUCGAUUUAAUCAGCGCCGCCUUGUGAUAAUAGUGGCCUCUAAUACAAUUCCAUUAAAAUUCGCGAUCACAUGCUCGAUUGGUUUGAGCGAGUAAAACCAGCACUAAUCCCUCAGUCGUCCUUAUAGUUAUAUUCACAGCCAACUGCAAUACGGUCAAUGGUGUUGUCUAUCCCGAUGCCAUCCAAUUCAAAAUAGCAAUGAGUAUCCUGCUGGCAGUAAAUUGAUUGAAAAACAUAUUCAAAACAAAAAUAAGGUUAUUUAAAUAUAUUUAAAAUCUUAAUCAGAAUUGCAAAAACGUAUUUAUAAUAUUAAGCUCAGAAUUAACGUGUUCAAUGUCGUAUACAAAAGGAGCCGACAAAAGAAUAAUACACAUCUAGUUAGAUAUUAUAAAUGCCAUUGUUAAACAAGCAGUUAUAGAUAUAUUUUGUACAUAUGAGCAGAAAAAAAAUCAAACGUACAUAUAUUACGUGGGUAUAAGUUCAAAAUGUUUAUUGAAAAAUAUAAUUCUGAUUAGCUCAUUAGAGCUGCGAUAUAAAAAAGGGGAAGCUUCCACCUGAGAAUUAUUUGUAUGAAAUAAGUCAAAAUAAAGAUAAAAGUAUUCGAUUUACAAAUGCGCUGUGCUUUGUGGCUAAACUUUUUUUUGGUUACACCGAUUUUCAUGUAACAGAGCACACAUUCUUCUUCUGAUUAGAUUGAACUACACUACAUUACAUAAAUAAGCCAAACAAUCUUAACUAAGUAGUUGCUUCAGUAAACCUUAAUCUAAGUGUGCUGUACGCCUUAUAAUAGCUUCGGGAAUUCUGCUCAGUCUUAACACAAGUCCUCUCUAUAUGACCAAACCAUAAUAUAAUCCCCAGGAACUAAAAAGAAAAUCGAGAAUAAUCUAUCAAAUAUUUAAAACUAGCAACACAUAUCCUGUGUUGCAUUAUUAGCUCAAGUUUAAUAAUAAUUUUAUAUUACUCUGAAAAUAUUUUUUUAAAAUGCAAGCAUAUAUUUGUUUGAUGGUUUAAUCCCGUUCGCUAUUUUUCAACUUGUGCUUUUAAUAUUUGUAUGUAAAUUCGUAAGAUUUUUAGUUUGUAGUACCAAACAAGCUGUAUAAAUGAAAUUAUCAGCGAGUGGCAUUUUUCCUGUAAUCGUCAUAGUUCGCUGUACUAAAUUGUGUA